GGCAGCGCCCUGCAGCAGGACUCCCAGGAAUUUCUACUAUAUCACCAUCCUGCGUGACCCCGUGUCCCGAUACCUGAGCGAAUGGCGCCACGUGCAGCGAGGAGCGACGUGGAAGGCAUCUCUGCACGUGUGCGACGGUCGGUCCCCGACCACCGAGGAGCUGCCCAGCUGCUACACCGGGGACGACUGGUCGGGCUGUUCCCUGCAGGAGUUCAUGGAUUGCCCCUACAACCUGGCCAACAACCGCCAGGUCCGCAUGCUCUCCGACCUCAGCCUGGUGGGAUGCUACAACCUGUCGGUCAUGCCCGAGGAACAGAGAAAUAAAGUUCUGCUGGACAGUGCCAAGGAGAACCUGAAGCGAAUGGCCUUCUUCGGCCUGACCGAGUUCCAGCGCAAGACUCAGUAUCUCUUUGAGAAGACUUUCAACAUGAACUUCAUCUCGCCGUUCACGCAGUACAAUAGCACAAGGGCCUCCAGCGUGGAGAUAGACAAGCAGACUCAGCAGCGCAUCGAGGCCCUCAAUUUUUUAGACAUGGAAUUGUACGAUUAUGCAAAAGACCUGUUUCUGCAGCGCUACCAGUACAUGCGGCAGAAGGAGCACCAGGAGGCGCGGCGGAAACGCCAGGAGCAGCGCAAGAUCCUGCGGGCGAAGCAGGCACACCUGAGGGAGCAGGGAGAGAACAGCUCCAGCACUGACUACAUAGGGAACGUGGAGCGGUGGCGGCGGUAGUGGGGCAAGCGCCAGGCGCCGCACGAAGCGGAACCCACCCCAGCCUGCGAGUGGGAGACCACAAAUGAUGCUUCUCGAGGGUCUGAAGCAAAAAGAGGUUAAAAUGUUGCCUUUGCAGUUGCCUUUGCAGUAAAUGUUGUACUGUACGUGGAACACUUAAUCUUAGCGUGUAAUUAAAUUGUCCUUUUUUGGGUUUGUUGGAUUAUUUAUGGAGUACAGGAGCCAAGGAGGCUCGUCGGAAGUGUUUGCUUGGACAUUUAUUUAAAAGAAAAGAGAGAGGAAAAAAAAUCCUUAAAUUAGUUAUGAGUACAAAAUGGGAUGCUGGAAAAUGUUUAUGAUGCUCAGCUGAAAUCUAUCUGGGAAGCAAACUCAUUUGCUAAUAACGAGCAUUUAGCAUACUCAAUGCAGUGUAUGAGCAGAACCUUUUCCCUUUGGUUUUACCUUAGUUUUAUUUUAAUGAUGUGUUUUCAAGGGCACCGACUGCUUACGAUAUUUACCGAGUUGAUGAAUGGACGAUGAAGGGAACAAUAAAGGUCUAGAAAAAUUAUCGACUAGUUUUAUGUAUAAUAUUGGCUUUUAAAAGGAAUAGAAGUAAUUUCUCUAGUUAUAUAAAUAUUUAAAAUUUUAAACUUUUUCUACCUACUGCUGUUUAGAGUUUUAAGCUUGGUCUAUCUCAUAUUAAAAAAAAGACAAAAAAAAAGAUAAAAAAAUACAUGCAUACUUUUUCUGAACUCAAUGCCAAUGCUAAAGACACUGUUUCCAGAAUUUUUUCAGGGCAGUAUGAUUUUAACCAUUCUGGAAAAGCUACAGCACAUUCUCAUGUUUGUUUCAUAAAGCCUUUUCCAAAUUAUAAUCCUGUCACAGUGUCUCAUUUUAAAUCUUUCUUACCCAUUAGAAUACAUAAUGCUGAAUUUAUCAUUCCUUAAUAAUUGGUGGUAUAAACUAGAUGAAAUUAUGUUGCGGAUAUUUGUGUAGUGUCUUUAAAAAGUCAUAAAACUCU
This is a messenger RNA of Acanthisitta chloris (rifleman), 1730 nucleotides long. Its product is annotated as heparan-sulfate 6-O-sulfotransferase 2. The annotation marks the transcript as partial. Gene Ontology annotation, molecular function: heparan sulfate 6-sulfotransferase activity. The transcript has 2 exons. NCBI's taxonomy places the organism in Eukaryota, Metazoa, Chordata, Aves, Passeriformes, Acanthisittidae. Gene Ontology annotation, cellular component: membrane. The record is from RefSeq and is a predicted model, not a curated record.